Molecule: messenger RNA, 6465 nt
Organism: Cyanistes caeruleus (blue tit)
Lineage: Eukaryota; Metazoa; Chordata; Aves; Passeriformes; Paridae
Source: RefSeq, a predicted model, not a curated record
AAUAAUUGAACUAUAUUGGUAGUAAAUAAUGGUCAUUUUAAUAGAUCAGGAAGUAUUCUGUAGGUCUGAGUAUAAAAUGUUUGAAAAAUAAUCUGUGAAUAUAUAAAAGUAGUAAAGGAACAUGCCCCCUUUUUAGCACAGCAGAAGAGAUGCUGUGUUUUAAGAGAAGCUUAAUCUGGAAACAACAUGUACCCUGAAGAUGCUGUAUCCUUGCACAGGAGGUCAUCUUACAGGAACACAGAAAUGGUGAAAGUGCAACUUUACCUCUGCACUGCUUCAAGGUCAAUUAAUGGAGAGAUAAUAUCCAGCUGCAUGCUCAGUCUUAAAUUGUAUGAAAAAUUCAGUUGAGAGUUGUAACUGGAGGAGGGAAAUGUAAUUAAUGCUAAUAUAAAAAUCAAGUAUUUAUGAAAUAUUAGGCUGAAAUAUACACAAAACCAUUCAUAAUUCAGGAAAUAGGGAUAUAGAAAUAGAGAAAUUAAGUUGUGUCUUCAGGAAGCAUUCUUUUGGAUAUCUGUAAAAUGUAGUGCUUGGCAAAUCUGUGCAUAGUUGCAAAUAAAAAAAAAAUCACUGGCUAAUAAGAAUAUACUGAACCAAUAUAAAUAUAUUUUUGGAGCUUGUACAUUUAUAAGAAAACUUGCACGUGUGCAACAUUCUGUUGCUGGAUCCUUUUUGGCAGCAAUUCUUAUGUCCUGUGAGUUUUCCUGUAUCAUCCUGAGCUAUGGUACGGUGUAAGUUGCCCAUCAGUUCUUUACACAUCCCACAAGUCCACAGUCUUGAAAUGGAGACGUGUCAAAUUGUAGAACACAUACAAACAAUAUAUCUCAAAGAACAGUAGGUUUAUGAGCAAAUGAAAUGGACUCUAAACAGAAAGAUUUGUAUUUUGAAACAGAAGGUUGAUCUGUCUUAAACCCCAAAUGUUGAUUUGGCCCACAGCAAGAACCAUUCAGCAGCAUAUUAGUGUAGGGUGAGACUUGUAGGAAAAAGAGGUCCUGCUGCUCCCACUUCACUGAUCCUGUUAAGUAAGCUACAUUCUGCUUUUGCUGCUACUAUUACUUCAGAGAAAUCUGGUUAGUGUGUGAGAUAAUAUUUCUACUGGGCUGCUGUACACCUGCAGUACCAAAGGUGGGGGACUGCCUUGCUGGGCUCUGCAGUGCUUUAGGUGUUUCAUCCAAAGGACCUGUAGGUGAAGCCUUUUGCAGCAAAGUAAGAAUGCAUUGCUGUUACACUUUGAUGAGUGAAAGGGAAUGUAAAACUUAGGCUGCCAUCUUAAUUUGUCUAGGCUACAGUGGCUGCAGUCACGUGGGACUAAGUUAGAUCAGUUCAAGUCAAUGGUUUAAGGGGUGUUAGCCAAGCCUCUGCCACAAAUGCCAAGUUCUGGAAGUGCUGGUCAAACUCUGGGGUAGCUUUUGCAAGUUUUGUGGAAAUGAGAACUGAUCCCCUAUGCAGGUGUGACACUACCUGACAUACAGUGUAGUCAGCCCAAGCAAUUCUAAAAUCUUAAUUCUCUUCCUCUUUAAUCGCUGAUUUACUAAAUGUUGAUGGUAAUGAACUUCAAGUAGACUUUAUUUAUGCUGUCUUUAAUUGAUACUUUAUUUCCUUUAGCUUCUUUUAUGAGAAAGAUUAAAUACCACCAAUGUUUUUCCUGCUUGUAUCAUUCUAUUUCUGUUAUGUUGACUAAAAUCACCUCCUCUCCAAACAAAGUAAUGUUAAUCUUUUAAAUCUCUCCUUGUAUGGAUGACUGUCUCUGGUUUUAAUCUGUUUAUGACAUUCUCUGGUGAUUUUCUGCUUCUGAUAUAUCUUUUUUUAGAUGGAUGCUGUUAGUGAGCACAUCAUUUCUAGAGAGGUCGUGCCACAGAUUUAUGUAAUAGCAUAAUAUUUUAAGUCUGCAUUGAAAAGAGAUGGUGAUGAGCUCUUUUCUUUUGUUUAUGCUGUCCCUUAAACUGGUGAUAAUAGUUGCUAUGUCUUUUCACUUUCAAAUUUCAUUGGUAAGUAGUAGUAAAAAUCUUUAUCUAGAAGAUAUUGUCAGUGUUUUCUGGUGGUCAUCCUAAUUUACGUCUGGGGAUUGGAGACCCUUCCAUGCAAGGUGAUGUGUUUAGUUGGCAGUGGCCAUUUUCAGGUCUGUCACACCACCUUUGAAAGCUGUUCUUACUCAAGUUAUUUAGCUGGAGUCUGAUUUUCCCUUUUUUCCUCCCCCCUCUCUCCAUCUUCCCCAAACUGACCCCUUGAGAGCUAUGAAAAAGAGGUGGAAAGGUGCAUUCCGGUCCGUGUAACAUUAGAAUGGGUAGAGUCGACUGGUAAAUAGUUUGGCAUAUACAUCUAAGAUACAAAACAGUGUGAGGGAAAGUGCUCUGCAAGUGCAGCCAAAUGUAUAUACAAUAAAUAUGCCCAAACAUUAGAAGAAAUACAUUAAACAUGAAGAGACUGAAGUUUCAAACUGGAUUGCAAGUUAUGCAACAUUCUACAGAUGUGUAGUGUGGAUGUAGGUUGACAGAAUUUCAGUUCCUCAUAGAUCAGCUUUCAGCUUUUAGGGGAGUUCCAUAGUUGCAUGGCAUUGGGUAAAUGGUAUAAGAGCUUUUUGCCUACUGAGAUUAUCUUAAUGUUCUUGAAUCAUCAAUUUUAGAAUAAUGAUAAUGGUAUGAGGAUGCUAAUAAAACCAGGUAACUUUAUAAAAUUCUACUUCCAUGACCUUGGGCAUGCUUCGGGAGAGAAGGGGAUGAGAUGAGAAAUUGAACUCCACAUAAAAAAAGCUGUAACUGUUUGGACACAAGAAUGCAGAUGAACACUGCUCAUUUGAAUCUAUGUUAUUAUUUUUAUUUUUUUAAAAUAUAGCUGUAUCUGAACCUUCUUUUAUUGCUAAAAGUGAAGAUCGUUUGUUUAAGCAUUUAUUUGAAGACUAUCAAAGAUGGGUACGUCCAGUGGAACGCUUGAAUGACACAAUAAAAAUCAAGUUUGGCCUUGCAAUCUCUCAGCUAGUAGAUGUGGAUGAGAAAAAUCAAUUGAUGACAACAAAUGUAUGGUUGAAACAGGAAUGGAUAGAUGUAAAAUUAAGGUGGAAUCCUGAAGACUAUGCUGGAAUAACAUCUAUCCGUGUCCCGUCAGAAUCUAUUUGGAUUCCAGAUAUUGUGCUGUAUGACAAUGCAGAUGGGCGUUUUGAGGGAACAUCUACAAAAACUGUGGUAAAAUAUGAUGGCACCAUUGCUUGGACUCCACCAGCAAACUACAAAAGUUCUUACUAUUGAUGUAACAUUUGUACUAUUGAUGUAACAUUCUUUCCCUUUGACCUUCAAAAUUGCUCAAUGAAAUUUGGUUCCUGGACUUAUGAUGGCUCACAGGUUGAUCUAAUUAUUGAAGAUUAUGAUGUUGACAAAAGAGAUUUUUUUGAUAAUGGAGAAUGGGAAAUAGUGACUGCGACAGGGAGCAAAGGCAAUAGGACUGAUGGAUGCUGCUGGUAUCCUUUUGUUACAUAUUCAUUUAUAAUUAGACGUUUGCCACUUUUUUACACAUUGUUUCUAAUUAUUCCUUGUAUUGGGCUUUCAUUUUUAACUGUCCUUGUCUUCUAUCUUCCUUCAAAUGAAGGUGAAAAAAUUUCACUCUGCACUUCAGUACUGGUAUCUUUGACUGUUUUUCUUCUGGUUAUUGAAGAAAUUAUUCCAUCAUCUUCUAAAGUUAUCCCGCUCAUAGGAGAGUACUUGGUGUUUACUAUGAUCUUUGUGACCUUAUCCAUUGUGAUCACUGUCUUUGCUAUCAAUAUCCACCACCGCUCCUCGUCCACACACAAUGCCAUGGCACCUUGGGUUCGCAGGAUAUUUCUGCACAAGCUGCCCAAGCUGCUUUGCAUGAGAAGCCAUGUUGAUAGGUACUUUGCUCAGAAGGAGGAAACAGCAAAUACGAAUGUAUCAGAAUCAUCCAGGAACACCUUGGAAGCAGCUCUGGAUUCCAUCCGCUAUAUUACGAGGCACGUUAUGAAGGAGAAUGAAGUUCGCGAGGUUGUUGAAGACUGGAAAUACAUAGCUCAGGUGCUUGAUCGAAUGUUCUUGUGGGCUUUUCUUCUGGUUUCAAUAAUUGGAUCACUUGUAUUAUUUAUUCCUGUUAUUCAUAAAUGGGCAAGUAUAAUAGUACCUACACAUAUAGGCAGUACAAAUGCAUAAAAUAUCUUUGGGGCCAUGUCCUGCUGAUCUGGCUCUAAGUUUUGCAGUAGCUCUGUUUCCAUGCACGUUCUUUGUAGGUGUGUUUCUGAUAGAGUGAAAAAAAAAUUCCAAAACUAGAAAAUUAGGUUUAUCUUAAAGCAUGGCAUUCCCAGGACACAUAAAAGUCCAUUUGCUUAUUACCAGUCUACUGAGUUACUGCUAAGCCAACUCAGAAUUAAAAGAACCUUCUCAAGCCAUGGCAUGUAUGAUUUAUCAAAAAAGCAUACACUGACACCUACUGUGAUAUAGAAGGAUUUCAAUUUUUUAAUGAUGAUCACUGUAGUCCAAUUAUUUAAUUACUAGAUAAAUUGUUAUACUGAAUAUUAAAUAUUUGCAGUUGCACAGUAGAGUUGCUUAUUUCAAUUUAGUAUAUAAAGGAGAAUUUUUAUAAGUUCUCUUCAGUGUGUUGUAGAAGUCUGAAAUUUCACCAGAGUAAUUUAAAAUAAUAAUAAAAAUACAAGUUAAACUUCCUGUAUUUAUAAUAUACAACUAAGAACAGCAAUUUGGCCAUGUCUGGCCUUUAUAAAUUUUCACUGGAAUUUGCUGCUUAAUUUUAAAGCUUGUUAAUUCUGUGAUACCAACAUGAGCAUUUAAUAAGCCUUAAAAUGCCUAAAGCACGUGUGUAUAUUGAUGUCUCCAUCAACUUUGGAGAGGAAGGUGAAGACAAAGGCAAUUAACUAAGUUCCCAAAGUGCAUAAGUAUUCUAAGGGGUUGGAACAUUCAGAUUUCUUUACCCUUGAUGAAGAAUUGCAGACAUGUUCAUUAUUUGCUGUCUUUGGGUGUUACUCAGAAUUAAGAAUUUAAGCACAGGCAGAAGGAAUUUGUGGAGUGUCUUUCUGAAGGAAAUGGGUUAUAAAUCAUUAUGGUGUGGAACCAAAUGGAGAUGAUUAAUGAUUUUCACAUUUCUUAAACUGAAUUUAAGAGAGCUACCUUGGGUUAGUUCUUUCACUUAUAAAACCAUAUGUAACUCUAAACACCAAGGACUUAGAAUUUUCAAUAUUUUCUUUUGAAAAUAUCAUUGAAAACAAACUUAGAAUUUUUCACUUAUUCCAUUAAAAUAUGUCAUUUACAUUGAUUCCAAUGCUACCUUUCUUCCUUUCUUAAUAGCUUAAUUUCUGGAAAAGACUCUAAAAUAGUUGGGUGUUUUCCUACACUAAAGUUUUUUCAGUAUUGUUCAUAAUAAAUUUCAUCCUGUAGGCCUAAUAGAGGAGUGCCAGGCUAGAGGAAAUCUUAGGAAGUUUUUGUUUGCUUAAAUUACCACAUGAAUAAUAACACGUUUAGGUGAGAAGCUUAAAUGUAAACUGUGGUGGCUUCAAUAAUUUAAAGUUUUUAUAGUGAUUAUGAAUUUGAACAACAGAUAGAUAUUUCUCCCACACCCCCUCCCAGAUCUCCUUUAGAAUAGCCCUGCACUGAUUAUAAUAGUGAUUACUUAUGAUAUAAUUUAUAUAUAAUUAAAUAUUUAUUUCAAAAUGUUUUAAUCUGCAAGAUAUUCUUGUUUUUUUUAUUUUCAUAGCUUUUAAAGGUAUGGAAAUGAUACCAGGCAGGCCUUUUGGCUUUUUUUCCUUUUUUUUAAAUUAGCAGUUAGGGAGUCACUCUUCUUCAGUUACACAAUUACAUCAGACAUUAGAUACAUGUUUCCUCUAUUCCCAUCAUAGCUUUAAAGGUUAAUUAGUAAAGAUUGUCUGGUUUAAUUCAUUAAUAUAAGACCUUUUAACUUCUCAUUAUUACUGAGGUUAAACAAUGCAUCAAUGACUUUCUAUGUGUUCAAGUUGCAGAAGUACUUCAGAUAGCUUGUUUCCUCUUCAAAUACAACAUUUCUUUUUAAAGUCUUCCAUAGGUUUGAAUUACUGAAAUUUACCUGAAGAGAAAGCAAAGUGAGUACAACUGUAGAUUAGAUAUAUAUAUAUUUUUUUUUUUUUUUAACUCUCCAUUUCAUCUCUUUCUCCUUGUUAAAUGAUGUCUCCAGGCUGCCCAGUUGCAUCAUGAUGGACAGCACAUUGCCCAGUGGAGUCACUCUAUUAUAGUAACUCACAGUUUUUUCAAAUGCAUGAAUUUCUUUUAGUGACUUCUAGUCUGAUCAUGAUAGAUUCAGAUAACAUAGCUGACACUGGAAUCCUUGGGGUCUUUUGCUUAUCAGGUGUAUCUGAAACAAAAUAAUGUUAAUAUACUCAGAAGCAUGGAUUUUUACUUCUGUAACUUACUGCUGAAUGUAUUGAACUGUAAGUAAUGAUACCAUAUAGUAUUCUGUCACUUGCUCAAAAUAAAUUUAAAAAAAAGG